Molecule: messenger RNA, 1758 nt
Organism: Triticum dicoccoides
Lineage: Eukaryota; Viridiplantae; Streptophyta; Magnoliopsida; Poales; Poaceae
Exons: 4
Coding region: 680-1432 (250 amino acids)
Source: RefSeq, a predicted model, not a curated record
GCAUUCUACACCUAUUAUCACCUGCGGACCUUCCGACCACAAAAUUCACCAUCUUCCCUGUCUUUUCCAUCCCUCGACCUCCUCCGGCAUCUGGCCGGCCACCGCCAUCCCUCGGCUUCCUUAGGUUCUCUCUUGCAUCGUCACCUCCCGUAAUAGAUCCAGGUACCGGCAUCCUCAUUUUAGGUAGUUGACACCUAAAGGUUCUAUCAUUCAAUGAACCUCAUCGCCAUGCUCCAGUAUCCCCUCCUCGUGUGAUUUCACCUUCGCCAUCUCCACCCUCAGUUCUAGCACCCAAAAUAUGAAUCCAAGACCAGAAUACUGCUCUUGAAGUGAGUCGACCUACAUAGAUCUUGAUGUGAAUUUGAUGGCGAUGAUAGGUAAUCGACUUUCCUCUUCACGAAUAGUUAAGCAUCUUCCAUCCCUAGAUCUCCUUUGGUUCUCUCUUGCAUCGCCACCUUCCAUCAUAGAUCCAGGUAGCGACAUACCACACUUCAGGUAGUUGACACCCUUAAGGUUCUAUUAUUCGACAAAGCUCUUCACAUACUCAUAGCACCUGUCGACCACUUGAUACCAUGUUUAUCACAUCCACAACCUCGCUUCUAGUCACCGGGAACCUAGAUCCCCUAGUCGCCAUAACAUUAGGAGUAGGCUGACCGAUGCGGAUCUAGAUGUGGAUCCGAUGAGAACUCAUAUCCGACUUUCCCCUUCGGCAACAAAUAUGUUUUUUGAUCUUCCAUUAGUUCUUUACCAUAUCAAAAAUUCCCUUGGUCGCCAUGGCAUUAGGAGUCGGCUGACCUACGCCGAUAUGGAUGUGGAUCCGGUGAGAACUCAUAUCCGACUUCCCCCUUCGGCAAUAGAUAAGGAUGUGGAUCCGGUGAGAACUCGUAUCCGAUUUUCCCCUUCGGUAACAGAUCUGGAUGUGGAUCCGGUGAGAACUCGUAUCCGACUUUCCCCUUCGGCACCAGCGCGGCGCAUGGAUCAGCAGGAGGGCAGCAGGAAGCGUGCGCGGGGAGAGGAGGAGGAGGGGGACUCGCCGCCAGCGAAGAUGUCGGCUCUGGCGGCGGCGGCGGCGGCUGAUGCGCAGGCGGAAGCGGCAUUCCAUGAGGCGGCGCCGGCGGUGGUGGAGGGCGGGGAUGGGGAUGGGGAUGCGUGGAAGCCGCCGCCGGGGGUGUUCGACUUCCCGUGGCUGAGUUGCCACGGCGGCCUGGACGCCCCCGUCACCAGCCCCCUGGUGGAGCUCCGGGAGGUGUUCUUCCGUUCGGCUGUGGACGGGCACGUGGCGGCGGUGGGCGUGCCCGGCGACCGCUUCAUCGCGCCGCCGAGCAACAUGAUGCUGUUCGUCGUCCUGGAGGAGUGGGUCGUCACCGCCGGCGACGACGAGGUGGACCCCAUGUGGCGCGCCGUGCUCGAGGGGGCCAAUCCCGCCGCAUGACGCAACGUGGCGAUCGAGGUCAGCACGGAGCCCGGACCCCACCCGCCCGAGGUUCCGUCCGUGUCAGCGGCGAUGCGCUGACGUCGCUGGAUAGAGAGGUCGAUGAUCCUAGCUAGGAAGGAAAUCAUGGAUGCAUCUGACGAGAGGGCGUCCCGUUCUUGUUGCUUUGCUUCUUUCUCCUCGCUUUACUUUUCUGUGUGUAAGAUAAGAUGUUUCAGUUGUCAGUUUUGAGUUUAUGUGCGUUGGAGGGUCUGGGUCUUGUACUCUUGUUGCAGUCGCCCCAAAUCAAUAAAAACUUGAGCCAAGUUCGUGCUAGCAGUGGUUAA